AUGACUAAUAUUUUUAGUAUAAGUACUUCACUUCCAUAUUAUCUCAUUCCCUGUGUCCCGCAGUCCCCUGCCCUUGAUCUACCUCCACGAACUGGUGAUGUUGGCUGCAAUCUGCUGCCGGUUCCCGGAACCCUAGUUUUGGCUCAUCGCUCUCAAGGUCGCUGGCACCCGCCUUCUUCAUCUCCUCCAAUCACUACCUCCCAAUCAGCCACGUCACCUCCUAUGGGGCCCUCCUCAAGCACAUCUUUAGACAAGGGUAAACAAAAGAUCUUUGCUGAUGUGGUUCCAUCUUCAUCCUCUCCACCACAUCAGCCUCUUAUUGACGUGGCGGACAUGCAGUUAGCCUUAUCACUCUACUUGGCCGAUUUAGUUGAGUCCACUACUAUGUUGCCAGAUCAGGCCCAUUUGAUGCAGGUUGAUCCGGUUUGUGAACCAGCCCUCCUUCAAGUCUUGUUGGCCCAACAGGAAGCUGUUUUGGACCCUACUCUACUCGGGCCCAAUCCGGACAUGUCAAUGUUUGAUAAUCCACCAGAUCCAUCUUCUCAAUCAGUCCCUUUUCAAGCACCAACUCCAUCCCCGACCCUUCCUCCCUUCCCUUCAUAUCAAGCUCCGACUCCUUCGGUCUCUAAUUCUGCUUCUCCAUCAUCAGUUCUCCCGUCAAUUCCGGCUUUUCCUUUCUCUGGUGUUGUGGAUCUCGUGCCGGGUUUUGAUGCGCCUCUCUUCCUCCUUUGGAAGCAGAAGGUGAUGGCCGUUGUGGAAGAUCCACCUUCUCCUCUGGUGUCUGUUCCCCCUCCCACUCGACUCCAUCGAUCCCGUGCUUCCCCUGGUGCCGGUCGUGGUCGUGGUCGUCGUGGCCGACCCCGAGGUCGUGGUCUUCAUCCUCAGGUCACACAUCCUUCUUCUCCUUUGGUUUUGGAAGUUGGGCAGUCUAGCAAUGUGGAAGUCACUCAGGAUGAAUAUGUGGUUCAUCUUCCCCCACCCUUUGAGGACCCACCUGUUUCACUUCCUGCUUCUGAUACUCCAUCCUUAGAUGUCCCUCCAUCCUUUGAUGAUCUUGCUCCGGCAGGUGGUAUUGGUAGCUGGCCAGGUGCAGCUACGAGUGCGGAAUGA
Rosa rugosa (rugosa rose) is the source of this 1110-nucleotide messenger RNA. Its product is annotated as proline-rich receptor-like protein kinase PERK12. The transcript is spliced from 2 exons. The coding region runs from base 1 to 1110 and encodes 369 amino acids. Lineage: Eukaryota; Viridiplantae; Streptophyta; Magnoliopsida; Rosales; Rosaceae. The record is from RefSeq and is a predicted model, not a curated record.